CCCCCCCCGAUCACUGUGCUGCUCGAGAGGUUUCUCUCAGUGAUAGCACAUCCACUAGAGCACCGGCCGUUACUGCUGCAUAGGAGGAAGUGGGGACAGGAGGAGAGCUGAACGGGAGAUACGGAGUGGGAAUACUCUAGAAGAGCGAGCCAAUCCCGGAGGAGGGACAGUAUUCUCGGAGGACUGGUUUGAUAGUAUGCUACCGUGCUCCACAGGGAAGGCUGAACAUUGGGACGUUUGACAGACAGGCACUCGACAGUGCACCUGCUCCACACUGGAUUGUUGGGUGGUGAUGUGGAGGAGCUGAGGUCUACGAUGGCUGGGCUGGACCUACACCUGCAUGUGCUGAUACCCCCAUUUCAACGUUGUCGUCGUUACCUCCCAACCCAGCAACCCAACCCCAGGAUCUGACCCUGUCUCCCCCUCACCCCCCCCCCCCCCAGACCUCCUGGCUCUACCCUGUGCCCAUCAUGGGAGGAUGCCUCUCCAAAAGCAAACCAGUUGAGGUGAAAGUGGAGCUUACCCUCUUGGAGAAAGAAAAGGAAGCAGAUGUGAUGUCACCCAAUGGAAAGGCAAGCCCCUUCUCUGACUGCAGGCCCAACGGAGCGCUGGGACACUGCUCCGACGAGGACGCCGCUGCCGCCCCCAUUAGGCUCUACAAACCCCGCGACUACGUGGAGGCCUCAGUGUGUCAUGUCAAGGACAUGGAAAAUGGACAGAUGCGAGAGGUUGAUUUGGGAAGUGGCAGAGCGCUGCUCAUCAAAGAACAUGGAGAGUUUUCUGCCAUUGGGCACAAGUGUCCACAUUAUGGGGCACCGCUGGUCAAAGGUGUCUUGUCCAAAGGGCACGUGCGUUGCCCCUGGCACGGAGCUUGUUUCAACAUCGCUACAGGAGACAUUGAGGACUUUCCUGGGCUGGACAGCCUGCCCACCUUCCAGGUCCGAGUUGAAAAGGACAAGGUGAUAAUUCGCGCUAAUAAACAGGAUCUUCAGUCACAGAAGAGGUCAAAGGCCAUGGCCCGAUGUUCAGCAGUCAUUAACUCCAGCACUGGCUUCAGCCACAUCCUCAUCGUUGGAUCAGGUCCAGCAGGGCUGGUGUGCGCUGAGACGUUGAGACAGGAAGGCUUCACCGAUCGCAUUGUCAUGUGCACCAUGGACAAAUACCCACCCUAUGACAGGCCUAAACUGAGUAAGUCCUUAGAGAGCACAGCAGAGCAGCUCCAGCUGCGCUCCAUAGACUUCCUCCAAGCCCAUGACAUCGAGCUGCUCACGGAGAAGGAGGCUGUGGCAGUGGACGUCAAGACGAAGGCUGUGACUUUUCAAGACGGCUCUAGGAUGGAAUACAGGAAACUUUUCAUUGCCACAGGAAGCAAACCCAAGCCAAUGAACUAUAAAGGGCAGGACGUUAGGAAUGUGUUUCACCUCAGGACCCCUGAAGAUGCUAAUAACGUAGCCAGGUUGGCCAACAACAAGAAUGCUGUGAUUGUGGGAACAUCAUUUGUUGGUAUGGAGGUGGCUGCUGCUCUCACUGACAAGGCCCACUCUGUCUCCAUCAUUGGGAUAGAAGCAGUCCCUUUCCGGAAAGCUCUGGGGGAGAAAGUAGGGAAAGCCAUAAUGAAGCUGUUUGAGACGAACAGGGUGAAGUUCUACAUGUUGAAUGAAGUGUCGGAGAUGGUUGGCCAUCAUGGACAGUUGAAAGAGGUGGUUCUGAAGAGUGGGAAAGUACUAAGGGCGGACGUGUGUAUUAUUGGCACAGGGUCAGGCCCAGCCACUGGAUUCCUGAAACAGAGCGGAGUUCACAUGGAUUCCAAGGGUUUCGUCCCUGUCAACAAGACAAUGCAGACUAACAUUGAUGGUGUCUAUGCCGGAGGAGACAUUGUGACGUUUCCUUUUCCGGGGCGGAGCAAUAAGAAAGUGAACAUCCCACACUGGCAAAUGGCCCAUGUGCACGGGAGAGUGGCAGCGCUGGGCAUGAUGGGAAGACCCACUGAGAUCAAAACGGUGCCCUAUUUCUGGUCGGCCAUGUUUGGGAAAAGCCUACGCUACGCAGGUUACGGGGAGGGCUUUGACGAUGUCGUCAUCCAAGGUGACGUGGACGAACUAAAGUUUGUGGCCUUUUACACCAGGAGUGAGGAGGUGGUUGCCGUUGCCAGCAUGAACUAUGACCCCAUUGUGUCCCGUGUGGCAGAGGUCUUAGGGUCCGGAAAGACGAUUAGAAAGCGAGAUGUGGAGCUGUUAACCCGACAACGCAAGACAGGGGACAUGUCUUGGUUGAUAGACAAAGGGUCGCAGUGAGCGAACCUCCACGUCUCAGGCUCUCCGUGCGUCUGGGGUCUGUUGGACACUAGAAUAUGGACACAUUUGGUGCUGGUGAGAUGCCGUGCAGCCAUACUGUGGACAUACAGCAGCAGACCCCUGUCUGGGACUGUUGGAGUCACUCCCCUGGAAUCGAGACUGAGAUGGUUCUACAGAGAACGUCUACGGUGAUGGAUUACAUACUGUAUUCUUACCAAUAACAUGAGCCAUACACGGUUUUAACAUGCUCCAAUGCCGUAAUGGCAGAGCUGUGUGCUCAUGGCUAUGUUCUGCGAUUUCACAGUAAAGCAAUCCUGGAUGCAGUCUCUGUGCUUCUGCAUGAUGCAUCUACCUGUACACUUUGUUUAUAAAGGGCCGGAGAGGGGUGUUGAAUUUUUUUGUAUAUGCAACUUUGUAUAUAGUUAUAAUCCUCAAUACACUGUAACAAAACCGGGCUGUACAAUUUUAAACUGGAGUUUUCUAAGGUUGAGAUCAAACUACUUUAGUUGAGUAUGCUCAUGUGGGCUAAAACAGACCAUGUAGAGUAUUUGGUAGUUGAAAUAAUAGGAUUUCUUAUCGAUUGUUCAGCCCCAAUUUAUAGAAGCAAAGACAUUGUUACCUAUCGAAGUCACACAAAAACAACGCUUAGGUUUGUCAGCUUUGCAUUUAGACCUUCAACUGCAAUGUUUGCCUCAACCAUGCAAAUAUCAUAAGAUAAACUACACAUAAUCCGUAGUUGCAGCAAAUGAAUGUCGCUUUCCCCACAUGAAGCGUACAUGCACGCGCACAUGAAAUCUUCACAAUAUGAUUACAAAUCAUUCUUUUAAGGAAUACAAUGCAUCCCUUCUUAUUGGUGGUGACCUUUGUUGCCUUGCUCAUACAGAUGCAGGAUCUUAAUUUGAUACAUUUUUAGUUAGGGCAAAUCAAGUCAAACGUUUAAGUGGAAAUGUAAAACUUUUAGACGCCUUUUUAAAAAUGGAAUACACUAGCUACAGGUUUGCAUUUCCUGCAUCCGGGUGAUCAAAUUAAGAUACUACAUCUGUAGAUUGCACAAACGAGAAAUUUAAAUGUACUUUAAUCUAUGUUAAUGCUUGCGCAAUAGAAAAGGUAUGUCUGUGCUUUCUAACAAAACUUAAGUGACUGUUGUUCUUUUAGAUAUGGUCAUGUAACAUUUGCUGAAGGCUAAGAAUGCUCUUUGUUACUAACUCAGGGAACUGAAGUUCGAGGCCUUGUCACAUUGGGGUUGGUCCUGUUGCAAAAAAAUAUUAACUUGUUGCUUUUAUUUUCUUACCAUAUAUUGGUUCUCUGUAUUUGAAGAGGUCUUGUUUUCAGAACUUGCUUAUCAUUUCCUUAGACGUGUAGAGGAGGAAGUAUUCCCAUCUCCAUUUUGGCAUGUUGAAGAUUCCAAAGUACUUGAGCCCUGAGGUGAAAAACAAGACCACAUUUUAAAAGACAUUCUUCAUACAGAGAAGCUUAAAUGGUAGUUUUUUUUUUUUUAAUAACGGAAACUUUGAAAUAAAAGUCUUCAACAAUG
This is a messenger RNA of Salvelinus fontinalis (brook trout), 3828 nucleotides long. RefSeq names its product apoptosis-inducing factor 3. The coding region runs from base 471 to 2294 and encodes 607 amino acids. Gene Ontology annotation, biological process: execution phase of apoptosis. Gene Ontology annotation, cellular component: mitochondrion; cytoplasm. Lineage: Eukaryota; Metazoa; Chordata; Actinopteri; Salmoniformes; Salmonidae. Gene Ontology annotation, molecular function: 2 iron, 2 sulfur cluster binding; oxidoreductase activity, acting on NAD(P)H; flavin adenine dinucleotide binding. The transcript is spliced from 21 exons. The record is from RefSeq and is a predicted model, not a curated record.